AUGCCCAGCCGUUCAAGAACCCCGAGUCCUCGACCGUCACCCCAACCUGAUCCAUCACGCCGGCAAACACGUCAAAUACACACUAUGGCAGGCACUGCGAGCACUCACCCCGUAGCCCGGUGGUUCAUUGCACAACAGCAUCCGAGCUUAAGCAACACGGAUCCCAAGAAGAAAGCCAUGUGGCGAUGGGCAAACGUGGAGAACCUAGACAACUUUCUGAAAGAUGUGUAUACCUAUUUCCUGGGAAAUGGGUUUUGGUCCAUCUUACUGAGUCGGUCCUUGAAUCUUUUGACGUUUGCUUUCGUGGUUGGAUUUACGACUUUUCUGACCAACUGCGUCGACUACCACAAAGUUCGGGGCAGCAAGUCCCUGGAUGAAAUUCUCGUCCCCAAAUGCACAUCCAAAAUGUCUGGCUCAGCCACGUUUUUACUGUGGUUACUCAGCUUUUUUUGGAUCAGCAAGCUCUUCCAGCUUCUGCUGGAUAUUCGUAGACUCAAGCACAUGCAUGACUUUUAUUACUAUCUGCUUGGAGUGUCCGAUGCUGAGGUUCAGACAAUCUCAUGGCAAGAGGUAGUCAGCCGCCUGAUGACGCUACGAGAUGCCAACCCAUCCACAGCUGCCGCAGUCUCUGCCAAGCACCGAAAGUACCUACGCAGCCAGUCAAAGCAGCGCAUGGAUGCCCACGAUAUUGCCAAUCGCUUGAUGCGCAAAGAAAACUACAUGAUCGCGCUAGUCAACAAAGACAUCCUGGACUUGACGUUGCCGAUCCCAUUUCUCCGCAAUCGGCAGCUCUUCUCGCGGACCCUGGAAUGGAACCUCAACCUCUGCAUUAUGGACUAUGUUUUCAACGAGCAAGGCCAGUUACGAACCAUUUUCCUCAAAGAUACCCACAGAAGAGCGCUGAGCGAUGGUUUACGCCGACGGUUCAUCUUUGCGGGCAUUAUGAACAUCUUCGUCGCCCCUUUCAUCGUGGUCUAUUUCCUCAUGCAUUAUUUUUUCCGCUAUUUCAACGAGUUUAAGAAGAAUCCAGCACAAAUUGGCUCGCGUCAAUACACCCCGCUGGCGGAGUGGAAGUUCCGCGAAUUCAACGAACUUUGGCAUCUCUUUGAGCGUCGCAUCAACAUGUCUUACCCUUUCGCCAGCCGCUACAUUGAUCAAUUUCCCAAGGACAAGACCGUUCAGUUGGCCCGUUUUGUCGCCUUUAUCUCUGGUGCACUGGCUUCAGUGCUUGCGCUUGCCUCGGUGAUCGAUCCGGAACUGUUCCUUGGGUUUGAAAUCACCCAUGAUCGAACGGUGCUCUUCUAUCUCGGAAUUUUCGGUACUGUUUGGGCCUUUGCCCAGGGGAUGGCACCCGAAGAGACCGACGUCUUCGAUCCGGAGUUUGCCCUUCUUGAGUUGAUUGAUUUCACCCAUUAUUUCCCCUCGACGUGGAAAGGGCGCUUGCAUAGUGACGAUGUGCGGAAGGAAUUUGCCGUUUGCUAUCAGCUGAAAAUCGUUAUCUUCUUGGAGGAGAUCUUGAGCAUGAUCUUUACGCCGUUUGUCCUGUGGUUUAGCUUGCCAAAGUGCAGUGACCGCUUGAUCGAUUUCUUCCGCGAGUUUACGGUUCAUGUCGAUGGCGUGGGCUACCUCUGCUCAUUUGCAGUGUUCGACUUCAAGAAGGGCACGAACGUCAUGUCUCAGGGCCCACGUGACAAUGGUCGCCAGGAUCUGCGCGCUGAUUACUUCUCCACCAAGGAUGGCAAGAUGCUUGCAUCCUACUAUGGCUUCUUGGAUCACUACGGGACCAAUCCUCAGACGAACACACGCCGCCCAUUCCAUCCACCCCCAGGCUUGCCCACUCUCGGGUCUCCCGAGCUGAGGGCCUUGCCCGAACGAUUCGAGCAUUCAACUCGGUUUGGCCCAGCCGGUGGACCAUGGGGCCCGCAGUCCAUUGUUGCCGCCUCCAGAUUCCGGCCGGCACCAACAGGCGAACCCCGCUCUCCAGGCCCUUCCAUCCUCUUGGACCCGCAUCAUCAACCCUCUAGCUCCGGCUUCCGCCCUGUGGCACGUCACGCACCUCACCAGCGUUCUCGACUGGCACGGUCACAGCUACCCAUCGCCAGCACCAUCGAUGACGAAGACGCACAGUCUCCGGAACCCCGUGAUUCCACAGCGCGUCAGCCAGGCGUUGCUUCCAGUGGGGGUGCUGGUACUGGCGAGAGUAGCUUGGGCGAUUCAUGGCGCAUGAAUCCCCUUGGUCAGGAAGAGGACGUAGAUGAAGGUGAUGAGGGGGAGAAUAUCGACGCCAUUGCCGGGGGUGCGGGUGUGCUUGGUCUCAUUCAACAGUUCCAGAAGGCGAAUACUGAGGGUAGACGGGCUCCCGUGGGGAUCUAG
Messenger RNA from Penicillium daleae, 2373 nucleotides. It is a transcript of the gene atgI, whose product is annotated as autophagy protein ATG9. The transcript is spliced from 2 exons. Gene Ontology annotation, biological process: protein localization to phagophore assembly site; autophagy of mitochondrion. Lineage: Eukaryota; Fungi; Ascomycota; Eurotiomycetes; Eurotiales; Aspergillaceae. The record is from RefSeq and is a predicted model, not a curated record. Gene Ontology annotation, cellular component: phagophore assembly site; autophagosome. Bases 1 to 2373 code for a protein of 790 amino acids.